UCUGUGACCUUCGAUGAUGUGGCCGUGACUUUUACCCAGGAGGAGUGGGGGCAGCUGGACCCGGCCCAGAGGACCCUGUACCAGGAGGUGAUGCUGGAAAACUGUGGCCUUCUGGUGUCUCUCGGGUGUCCUGUUCCUAGACCUGAGCUGAUCUACCAGCUGGAGCACGGGCAGGAGCUGUGGACGGUGAAGAGACACCUGUCUCAAAGCGCCUAUCCAGGUGACAAGGGAAAACGCAAGACUACAGAACUUUCCCCUUGUGCAUCAGCCCUGUCUGAGGGGGCCUUGUUCCAGGAACUAAGACAGGGAGACCCAGGGAAUUUGCAGCUGGGCCAAACCAAGGAUCAGAGUGGGCCAUUAGAAAUGCAGGAAGGACACUUGAGAUCAGGGUUGGAACCCCAGAGGGAGAAGCUCCCUGAGAAAACAAGCCCUGAACCUGAUGGUUUAGGGACAGCUGAUGGUAUAUGUUCGCAAAUUGCACAGGAGCUGAUCCACUCAGGAGGUGCUGUCCGUGACCAUGACUCGUGUGGAUCAGGUAAAGAUCCCAUGAUUCAGGAGGAGGAAAAUACCUUUAAGUGCAACGAAUGCGGGAAAACUUUUAACAAGAAGCACCUUCUUGCUGGACAUGAAAAGAUUCACUCUGGAGUGAAGCCCUAUGAAUGCACAGAGUGUGGGAAAACCUUUAUUAAGAGCACACACCUCCUCCAGCACCACAUGAUCCACACGGGGGAGAGGCCCUACGAGUGCAUGGAGUGUGGGAAGGCCUUCAACCGCAAGUCAUACCUUACACAGCACCAGCGGAUUCACAGUGGAGAGAAGCCUUAUAAGUGCAACGAGUGUGGGAAGGCCUUCACCCACCGCUCCAAUUUCGUCUUGCAUAAGAGGAGGCACACUGGAGAGAAAUCCUUUGUGUGCAAAGAAUGUGGGCAAGUCUUUCGACACAGGCCAGGAUUCCUUCGACAUCACAUCAUCCACAGUGGUGAGAAUCCUUAUGAAUGCUUCGAGUGUGGCAAGGUCUUCAAACACAAGUCAUACCUCGUGUGGCACCAGCAGACUCACACUGGGGAGAAGCCCUAUGAGUGCAGUGAGUGUGGGAAAGCCUUCUGUGAGAGUGCAGCCCUCAUUCACCACUACGUCAUCCACACUGGGGAGAAGCCCUUUGAGUGCCUAGAGUGUGGAAAGGCCUUCAACCACAGGUCAUACCUCAAGAGGCAUCAGAGGAUUCACACUGGGGAGAAGCCUUUUGUGUGCACUGAAUGUGGAAGGGCCUUCACCCACUGCUCUACUUUUAUCUUGCAUAAAAGGGCCCACACUGGAGAAAAACCUUUUGAGUGCAAAGAAUGUGGGAAAGCCUUUAGCACUAGGAAAGACCUCAUUCGACACUUCAGCAUCCACACUGGGGAGAAGCCCUUUGAGUGCUCAGAGUGUGGGAAGGCCUUCAACCGCCGGUCUGGGCUCACGAGGCACCAGCGGAUUCACAGUGGAGAGAAGCCCUAUGAAUGCAUGGAGUGUGGGAAAUCCUUUUGCUGGAGCACAAACCUCAUUCGACAUGCUAUUAUCCACACUGGAGAGAAGCCCUAUAAGUGUAGUGAGUGUGGAAAAGCCUUCAGUCGCAGCUCAUCCCUCACUCAGCAUCAGAGGAUUCAUACCGGGAGAAACCCUGUCAGUGUAACAGAAGUGGGAAGACCCUUCACAAGUGGGCAGUCCUCAGUCACCCUCCGAGAACUCCUUUUGGGGAAAGACUUCUUGAAUGUAACCACUGAGGAAAACCUUUUGCCAGAUAAAACAUCUACCAUGGCAUCUGAUCGGACACACCAAAGAGAAACCCCCCAAGUAUCUACACUGUGAGAAAAUCUUCCAUCCCAGACCAUCAGUAGUCACGUAGAGACGCAUUUUAGAGAUUGACUGAGCCCAGAGCCUUAUUCUGCAUCUGAGAAUUCAUCCAUGAGGGAGAGAGCAGUGUUUAUUGUGCACGAAGUAAAACCUUCACCUACCUGUUUCUCCCUAGUUUACACUGCAGUGUUAUCUCAGGAAUUUUUAUAAAAAGAAGGUGGAGAUGUAGAAGAACAAAUGAAAUGAAAAACUUUUGAGACUUCUCUGUCCAGCUUACAGCACUUUGUCAUGGAUUCCUUAGUUUACUUGGGGCCAGGGAGAUGUUUCAGAGGCAGUGGACCUUGACCCUGUAUGUGUCAUGUAUAUACAUUCAUUGCUGUCCAAUGUCAGGAGGGUUAGACAGUUGAGGACAAGUUAUUAAAGUGAUAAAUAUACACAUAAGAACACAUUUUAUUGUACCAGUUAAGACUCUAAAGCUUACAUUUUUAGAAAACUGUUACUUGGUUUUAAACACCAAACAGACUUUUUCAGACUUGUUCUUCAUCCAGUCUAUUUACUUAAUUUCUGUAGCUAUAUGGUAGACCUCAAAAUUGGGUAAAGUGAUUCCUCUUUAUUCUUACUUAAAUCGA
Odobenus rosmarus divergens (Pacific walrus) is the source of this 2462-nucleotide messenger RNA. RefSeq names its product zinc finger protein 264. Gene Ontology annotation, biological process: regulation of cytokine production; regulation of immune system process; negative regulation of transcription by RNA polymerase II. The coding region runs from base 91 to 1848 and encodes 585 amino acids. NCBI's taxonomy places the organism in Eukaryota, Metazoa, Chordata, Mammalia, Carnivora, Odobenidae. The transcript is spliced from 3 exons. Gene Ontology annotation, molecular function: DNA-binding transcription repressor activity, RNA polymerase II-specific. The record is from RefSeq and is a predicted model, not a curated record.